AAAAGAAGGUGUCCUUUUGGGUGAUCGUUUGCUUGCUGCUUUGCUUCCUGCUUGCUGCUGGUUGCGAGGCCAUGUCGAUGGCAAUCGGGAAACAACUGUGAAACUUGCAUUUCUAUAUCUUGUUUCCAAUUGAUGAUUCUUGCCAAAUUGUGGCAAGAGGCUUGCUUACCAGAAUACUGCCAAGCCCCCCCAGCACUAGACUACUGUACGGCCGUAGCCUGUUCUGACAUUGACAACACAUUUCCGCACCAUGUUCUUUGAACGUGGCGUGAUCGCCACAUGCUUUGCAGUAUUGGUCGCUGUGGCGGCUUCAGCGGUUCACACAACACCCGCUGUGGGGCCGAUAAUACCUCGCAACGAUCACAACAAUUUCCACUAUUUUGCAGUGCAACUUGACACAAGUCGAGACGGCUCUGUACCGUCAGCAGAGAUACUUGAAGACCGAGCGCAUCAGCUGGGCUCCUCACUAGGUUAUCACUUUGUGGGUCGGGUUGGAGAACUGGUGGACUAUUACCUGUUCGCAACCCCAAAGGAAUCGGGGGGGUUGGAGAGAUGGAGCACAGAAGAGGCCGAACAUGAGCAUGUAAGGCACGUCAAGAGAUUUGCGGACGAGCCGGCUGUAGCCUGGGUCGAGCGUCAAAUACCGAAACGGCGCUUGUUCAGACGUGCAGCCCUACCGAGUGCAGGCCAACCAAAAGCAGAGAGGGGCCGGCCUCUCCGAUUGGAUGACGUUAGAAAGGAGCUGGAUAUACAAGAUCCAGGAUUUUCUAGUCAAUGGCAUUUGGUUAACACGGUCAUAAUUGGGAACGAUCUGAACGUAACGGGAGUAUGGAGACAAGGCAUCACGGGCAAGAAUGUUACGGUGUGCUUUGUCGACGAUGGGUUGGAUUACGACAGUCCGGACCUCAAAGACAAUUUUUAUGCCGAAGGCUCGUAUGAUUUCAAUGACCAUGUAAAAUUACCAAAACCGAAAUUAAUCGAAGACCGACAUGGAACCCGGUGCGCUGGUGAAGUAGCAGCUGUGCGGAAUGACGUCUGUGGAGUGGGAGUUGCGUACGACGCCAAAGUGUCCGGCGUUCGGAUUCUCUCGGGUGAUUUGACAGAAGCGGAUGAAGCUGCUUCCAUCAAUUACGACUUCCAGAACAAUCAGAUCUACUCUUGCAGUUGGGGGCCAGCCGAUAAUGGGAGGGCUAUGGAGGCUCCACCAAAGAUUGUCACUGAUGCUGUUUAUAAUGGUAUCACCAAGGGACGUGGUGGACUAGGCUCCAUUUACGUCUUUGCUAGCGGGAAUGGCGGGGCAUUGAGUGACAAUUGCAACUUCGAUGGCUAUACAAAUAGCAUUUACACCAUUACCGUGGGCGCUGUGGAUCGUGAGAAUGGGCAUCCGAUUUAUUCGGAAGCGUGCUCUGCUGUGAUGAUUGUGAUGUACAGUAGUAGUGGAGUACAUAAGGAUGCUAUUUACACCACCGAUUGGCCUGGUCAGUGCACACAAACGCAUGGGGGAACGUCGGCCGCAGCCCCUCUCGCUUCCGGAUUGUAUGCGCUUGUUCUUCAGAUCCGGCCCGACCUCACCUGGAGGGACAUUCAGCAUCUGACGGUACAAACCGCGGUUCCAAUCGAUCUCGACGAUUCGGACUGGACACAAACAGCAGGUGGUUUUCUGUACAACCACAAGUACGGGUUUGGCAAGCUGGACGGCUACGCCUUAGUCGAAGCUGCGAAGAACUUCACCAAAGUCCGUCCACAGACGCAUUUUGUAACUGGCGUCCAGACUGUCUACAAAGAGGUACCCCAAGACAGCGUCAAGUUGGAUAGUACUCUAACCAUCACCUCCGAUGAUCUCAAAUCGGUAAACAUGAGCCGAUUGGAGCACAUCACUGUCACUGUCAAUAUGGAGCACGAGCAUAGAGGAGAUAUAGAGGUUUGGCUUACCUCUCCAAAUAAAGUUGCGUCUCAGUUGGCCGCGUACCGCCCCUACGAUGGGGAUAUUUAUGGUCUUCAAAACUGGACUUUUAUGACUGUUAAGCAUUGGAACGAAAAUCCGGUUGGAGAUUGGACAAUUUCCGUUUUUGAUAAGAUAAAUCCUGAUAAAAAGGGCACGUUUAAUUAUUGGUGGAUGACGUUCUAUGGCGAGACAGCCCCACCUCCUCCGGCGGCGGCACCGUCGGAAGUAGCGUCGCUUGCGCCUGCGCCCUCCACUUCGGCUGUACCUGAGGCGCCUCCCUCCCAGUCUUGGUCGGCAGGCGCAGAGGCGGCAGCUACAUCAGCCCCGCCAUCAGAUGCAUCCCUAUCCACAGCGUCUCAAGCGUCAGCUUCCUCAACAUCUUCCCCAUCCAUCCCUCCACCUGUAGGGAUCUCAGGGUCAGGGAGCAAAUCGGCAGGAUACGCCUUUGCAUUUGGCGCGGUUCUCCUCGGUGCAGCCGGCGCCGGCGCAUACUAUUUCCGUCGCAGUAAAGAAGACCGCACCUCAGCCGAACAGAACUAUGAGUUCAAAAUGCUAAAUGACAAUGAAAUUGACGCUGCCUUCGAAGAGGACCAAGAGUCCCAAAUGCGACUGGUGGGUGGACGAGAAGGAUCCAGCAGUCGGGAUGUAAUAUUUGAUAGGUUCGUGCUGUCGAAUGUGGAUGAGGAUGAGGAUGAGGACGAGGCGGAUUGAGACCUCUUCUUUAGACAUGUAUAUUUUGAAAUAUGCUUGUAAUUUACAUUUCAGCCUUCUCAAUUUGCAUAUAUAAUGUGUGGUAUAUCACGUCAUGUGUGGUAUAUCAAAUAUGCUAUCCAGCGGAACCUAUUAGUUUUCUCAUUCACUACUCUAUCAUCGUUGAUACCUACGUGCAAGGUGCUUUGUA
Messenger RNA from Spizellomyces punctatus DAOM BR117, 2846 nucleotides. RefSeq lists its product as uncharacterized. Gene Ontology annotation, molecular function: serine-type endopeptidase activity. Gene Ontology annotation, cellular component: trans-Golgi network; Golgi membrane. Bases 251 to 2656 code for a protein of 801 amino acids. The record is from RefSeq and is a predicted model, not a curated record. The transcript is spliced from 9 exons. Lineage: Eukaryota; Fungi; Chytridiomycota; Chytridiomycetes; Spizellomycetales; Spizellomycetaceae. Gene Ontology annotation, biological process: protein processing.